Molecule: messenger RNA, 1138 nt
Organism: Engraulis encrasicolus (European anchovy)
Lineage: Eukaryota; Metazoa; Chordata; Actinopteri; Clupeiformes; Engraulidae
Gene: cenpp
Product: centromere protein P
Exons: 9
Coding region: 106-969 (287 amino acids)
Biological process (GO): CENP-A containing chromatin assembly
Cellular component (GO): nucleus; chromosome, centromeric region
Source: RefSeq, a predicted model, not a curated record
CCAUCUCCCUUCAAAGUGCGUGGUACAGUCCAUCUUGGCGCGAGAUUUAGAGCAGCUGUUGAUGUCUGUGGUGGUGGUGGUGGACUAGCCCGUGCGCUGUCAGCGAUGGAAAGUUGCCAGGCAGAGAGAAUGGAGGAACAAUAUGAAGCUGAAAUACAGAAACUGUAUGAGGAGAUUGCCAUGUUGGAAGCAGAGAAGGAGAACUGUGAGAGAGAAGUGUCCAUGCAGUAUGGCAAAUAUCUACACGGUGUGUUAGACGUUCUGGAGGAGGGAGAUGUGAGGAACAAGAGGGAUGUUGCGAAGCUCAUGGAGGAGAUCGAGAAGAUGGAGAAGAACCUCGACGCAGAGAUGAAGCUCAACAGAAUCACCCUGACCUGCUGCAGCACCAAGACCAUACAGAAAAGCAGUGCCAAGGAUGUGCAACAGUACCAGCUCCAAGGUCAUUGUUAUCAUGUCUGCUUUGAUGUUGGCUUCACCAUCACUGAGGUGCAGGAAAAAGACGCUGUAACAAGGAGAGUUUCAAAUCUCAGCAUUAUAUUGGAUGGCCAGGACUCCACGGACAUCAGUUCAGUUUUGACUCGAGUGGAAGAAACCAACAGUCUUAUGCUGCUCUUCAACACAUUGAAGAGUUUUUCAGAAAACUGCAAACACAGAAGCAAAACAUUCCAACAUUUUAAGGAGCGGUACCCAGAGCUAGUGAGUCUUCCGGAGGGGUGCAUGUCUUCUCUGCUGCUCGCCCAGAGUGCCAGGCUGAAAGGCUGCACUAUGUGCAUUCAUUGGGGCAUUGACGUGUCACUGGAGGGAGAAGUCAGGCCCAAACUGGACCUAGUGAUGAAGAUUCCUGAGGAAGGUUUAAGGAUGGACUCAACAAACGUUGUGGCAAAUGCCCCAAAAUACUUCCAGAACCUUCUCCAUGCUGUCGGCGUGGAAACGGCCAUUGAGUGCAUUCUAAAGACGAUGCUGGUGUAGCAGGUUGAGGGCCGCAGUGCUGGUGCUGAAACAACUUUUCUUUUAUAACACACUUAAAGAUGCACUGUGUAAUAUUUUCAGUAGGUCAUUUCCACAGUUCAUGCUGUCCGUUCACAAAUGUUACCUUUUUAACAAAUACUUACCACCACCAUUAAAUUCUAAGUAUUCA